Fraxinus pennsylvanica is the source of this 561-nucleotide messenger RNA. NCBI's taxonomy places the organism in Eukaryota, Viridiplantae, Streptophyta, Magnoliopsida, Lamiales, Oleaceae. The record is from the annotation of a GenBank genome assembly.
AUGAAAGCGUUGAAUUCUGGACCUGUUAUGACUGCUCCGCUGCCGGCGGUGACGGCUGUGUCGCCUCAACCACUACCGGCCAACAAUAAUGUGGACUACUUGUUUGGAUUGGAGAAAGGGGUUGGGAUGGCGCCUCAGCUGCUGCAGAAGGUUGAGGUAGACGAUUGUUUUAAAGAAAGGUCGAUAGGGCCAGAUCCAAUUCAGCAGCACAUUCAGGAUCUGAACAGGCUGAGAAUUGAAGAGCAGCAAGGAGUUUAUGGAAGAAGAAAUGAUGAAAAUCUCACCGGAGGAUUUGUCAGAGGUGAUUAUUACAAGGUACUGGAGAAAUUACCUCCUGUUUUCAUUCCUAGUGGUCCUCCUGGAUACUGGCAGGAGAAGCAGUUCACCGGAGGAGUUUUCCCGGCUAGCAAUAUCAAUACAGAACAGCUAGUUUACACGAUUCCAGCUCUUGUGGGUAUGUACCAUGCCCCGAUGAUGAGACCAGCUGGUCAGGGUUACUACAUAGUUCAAAGGAUUCCAUCAGAGGUUCACCGGGAUCAGCAAGUAUCUUUAAACACCUGA